Messenger RNA from Aspergillus puulaauensis, 2523 nucleotides. RefSeq names its product putative C6 transcription factor. The record is from RefSeq and is a predicted model, not a curated record. Gene Ontology annotation, biological process: DNA-templated transcription; regulation of DNA-templated transcription. The coding region runs from base 1 to 2523 and encodes 840 amino acids. NCBI's taxonomy places the organism in Eukaryota, Fungi, Ascomycota, Eurotiomycetes, Eurotiales, Aspergillaceae. Gene Ontology annotation, molecular function: DNA-binding transcription factor activity, RNA polymerase II-specific; carboxy-lyase activity; zinc ion binding. The transcript has 4 exons.
AUGGACAGUGUCAACCACACCUCUCCCCAUUCCAUCCAAACGUCCAUGUCAUACUCGCCGGCGGCGCCUGUCGAGAACGGAGCUGGAGCCGGAGCUGGACCUAGCAGAGGGUCGGCCACCGCGCAGGGGCCCAUCACCGACCUCCCCCAAGCGCAAGUCGAUGCGAUUAUCCGUGCGAAGCGAAAAGCGCGCGAACCGAAAGCUUGCUACCCGUGCCAUGCGCGGAAGGUGAAAUGUGACCGGAACUUCCCCUGUGAUGGGUGCGUGAAGCGUGACCAUGCGGAGCUUUGCUCCUAUGAGCGCCCGUCAAAGAAGAGGGCUGGUGCUGGGUUGGGGCCCGAUGUUGGGCAUACUGCGACAAUGGGGGCUGGGCAUAUGGAUGGUGCGGGCACGAGGCUGCCUGCUGGGGAGGCGGGGUUAUUGGACGGAUCUUCUGUGAGGCUGAAGCAGGAGCCUGGCUUGGGAUUGAGUAGCCAGCCAAGUCCGGCAAGUGGAGGGAGGGUCUCGAUUGCGCGCGAGGACUGGGAUAAUGUGCGCACGAGAUUGAAGGAAAUGGAGCAGACGCUUGCGAAUAUGCGGGCUGGCCUGGAUAAAGCGAAUGAAGAUGGCGCGGGCGCGGGCCUUGGCUCCGGCUCGACGCUGGAGACGGGCAGCGUGCAGAGCGGUGGCGAUACGAGUAGUCGGUCCAAAGGGGCAUCGCCGGAGCGAGAGGGUAUCCAUGCGCCGAAUACUUUGGGCGAGGGUACCGUGCACCUUGGGUCGAGGUCUGUCCUGGCUUAUAUCUUGAACAACAAGUCCGGUUCCGAUCAGCUGCAGACGCUACUGGAGGGUGGAAUCCUGCCGAAACUUGGUUUGGAUAACGAGUCUGCGACUUAUCCAUUUGUUGAUCUAUGGUCUUCUGACAUGUCUACGUUUGACAUCAGCGCGGUCUGCUGCGCCCUUCCGACGGACCAGCAAUGCAAGGAGUUCUUUUCGUACUACCGAGAUAUCGCCGGCGCAAUCUACCCUGUCAUCGAGGAUGUGGCCUUGUUUGAAAGGAAUCUCGACCUUCUGUUACAAAACAGAGUUGCUGCUGGCGGUGUUUAUCGCGCGGAUGACGAUCAAGCGCAAAGACCGUUUGGGAUUUCAAUUGCGUAUCUCGGUCUUUUGUUCGCAGUGCUGGCCUCUGGCUGUCAAUCGUCCGAUUUACCCGGCAAGGAGAGAGAGCUCAGUUCCCAAGUAUAUGUGUGCUGCUCCUACCAAUGCCUUCGAAUGACGAACUUCCUAUCCCAGCCGACGAUAGAAGCUAUCCAGACUUUGCUCGUAAUUGGCAACGUUCUGUCGUAUAAUAUGAAUCCCGGGAUUUCUUACGUUUUACUCGGUAUGACGCUUCGAAUGGGCCUGGCGCUCGGUUUGCACGUCGAAUCCAGCCAUUUUUCAGCGGCAGAACGUUAUCGACGACGACACGUAUGGUGGUCGAUGGCGUGGCAAGACAGCCAUUUCUCGCUAUCGUAUGAUCGCCCGUCCACUACCGCUGUUUGCCAACCAGAAAUUGCGAAGCGCGAAGGUGUAAAACCAGGCGACUUCUCAUAUUUCGAGUCCCUCUGCGGGGUGAUCUCCCUGGCUCUCAAAGUGGUCCGCGGCCGGAUGCUCAGUCCACACUCACAGAUGAGCUGGGAAAACAUCCAAGACUACAAAGAUCAAAUUCAGAAAAUCCUUAUCCAAGCACGCCCUUACCUCCGAGAUCCUCAAUACUGCAUGACGCCAACCGAACACCUUGAGCGCAACGUUCUAAAACUCCACUCCUCAUACUUCUCUUCUGAGCUCUGCCGGCCAGCGCUCAAAGCCACCGCCAACACCCGCGACCCGCAAACGGCCCGCAUGCGCGCCGAUUGCCUUGAUCAUCUAAUGACGACUGUUGAGGCGUACGUGGAGAUGCACGCUGUCAGCUCCCACGCAUCCCGUUCCUGGAUCACUCUACAACGCGCAAUCAGCUCUAUUUUCCUGCUCGCCGUCACUGAAGAAUCCAAAUCAAACGCGCAUUUCUGGACCCUCCUUCGCAAACUCAAAGCAAUCAUUAGCGAACGCGCCAAUGCUGAAUUCGACUACGGAUCGCCACAAAAUGCAUCCGUGGACCGCAGCCCCUUAUAUAACUCCCUCGGACAGCCGAUCAUGAACCCUGUAUCGGGGUCCCCUGCUGCACUGAGCUCUCCUGCUGCUGCGGCAGUGGCUGCAGAUUCCCAAACACAGUGGGCAAAGCCCCUGACGAAGACGCUCCGCGCGCUCGAGAAGCUGGAAGCAGCCUUCCACACCCGCCCCUCACCGUCUAUUAUGACGACGGGAGCAUCACCAACGUACCUCAACCCAGCGACAGCUAUGCACCCGAAUGCAAAUCCGAUGGUGCCACUCCCACCGUCCGGGAUGACGCCGAACCUGGGCUCCCUGCAGCCGCAGACACCAGAGAGCUCGACAAGCGGGGAGUGGACGAUCCCGAAUAUUCUGGAUCGGGCGCAGGAGUAUAUUCACCCGCCGUUAUGGAGUUGA